Acanthoscelides obtectus is the source of this 555-nucleotide messenger RNA. Lineage: Eukaryota; Metazoa; Arthropoda; Insecta; Coleoptera; Chrysomelidae. The record is from the annotation of a GenBank genome assembly.
AUGCCCAAUAAAUACAUCCGUAAACAAAGCACAUCGAAAAGGGGUUCUUGGUCCCCUAGGGCUUUAAGUGAUGCAGUAGAUGCUGUGAAGAAUGGCGAUAUGGGCAUCAAUGAAGCCGCCAAAGCAUUUGGGAUACCCAAAACAACUUUCAAGCAUCGGUUAAUAGCAAACAACACUGAUAAGAAUGAUCGAUUGGGCCCGGAUUGUUCUUUGGGCUCGAAUGCCGAACUUAAAAUUGUUAAUCACAUCAAGAAACUGCAAAAGGCAGGCUUUGCGCCCACCAGAACUGAAGUAAAAAUCAUGGCGUUUAAUUUAGCUCAGCGAAUGGGGAUCCCAAAUAAAUUUAAUCAAAAAAAAGGUAAAGCUUGCCGAAAAUGGUUAGUACUAUUUUUAAAGCGAAGACCGGAAAUUUCAAUCAGGAAAUCGGAAAACACCUCAAUUGCGAGAGAAACCGUAGACUUCAGUGAUUUAGAAAAUGAGUGUGUCGGAUGCAAGGAGGACUAUCGCCAAACAUGUAAACAAGACGACUGGUUACAAUUUCGACCGAAAAAAUAA